This is a messenger RNA of Selaginella moellendorffii, 1257 nucleotides long. RefSeq names its product methylenetetrahydrofolate reductase 1. Gene Ontology annotation, molecular function: methylenetetrahydrofolate reductase [NAD(P)H] activity; FAD binding. The transcript has 9 exons. Bases 136 to 1152 code for a protein of 338 amino acids. Gene Ontology annotation, cellular component: cytosol. Gene Ontology annotation, biological process: tetrahydrofolate interconversion. NCBI's taxonomy places the organism in Eukaryota, Viridiplantae, Streptophyta, Lycopodiopsida, Selaginellales, Selaginellaceae. The record is from RefSeq and is a predicted model, not a curated record.
AAAUAAAACAGCGCAAACAAGAAGACCUUGCAAGGCCCUAGACCGAUCGUUCGAAUCUCCAUCUGCACGCGAUCGACUGAUCGAUCGAAUCUCCAUCCGCGGGCGAUCGACUGAUCGAUCUAUCUCUCGCCAAGGAUGAAGAUCAUCGAUCGAGUCAAGGAGGCAUGGAGCGAGGACAAGAUCGUCUACUCCUUCGAAUUUAUGCCUCCCAGGACUCCCAAGGGGAUGAAGCUACUCCUCGACAGCCUCGACCGCAUUGUCAUGUUCCAGCCCAGCUUUUGUGACAUUACUUGGCGUGCCAGCAGCUCCGAGAUGACGCUCGAGAUCGCCAGGAAGAUGAAAACCAUGUUUGGUUUGGAGACGAUGAUGCACUUGACAUGCGUGGGAUCGACACCGGAGAGGAUUGACAGUGCUCUCGACUUUGUUCGAUCGCAUGGAGUGGAAAACAUCCUUGCUCUUCGCGGUGAUCCUCCCGAGGGAGAGGAGGCCUUGGAUGUUGCUGGCAGCGGCGAUCUCUCUUGCGCUCUUGAUCUGGUUUCACAUAUUCGGGAAACUUACGGAUCUUCUUUCGGCAUUGUUGUUGCUGGCUAUCCUGAGGCUCAUCCAGAUGUGAUUCAAGCGGACGGAUCUGCCACCGAAGAAGAUUACCAAAAAGAUCUCGCGUAUCUCAAAAAGAAGGUUGACGCGGGAGCCGAUUUGAUCAUCAGCCAGCUCUUUUAUGACACGGAUAUCUUCCUGAAGUUCGUCAACGAUUGCCGACAAAUCGGCAUAACUUGCCCAAUUGUUCCUGGAAUUCUGCCAAUCAACGAUUAUAGAAAGUUCUUGCGAAUGACGACACUCUGCAAGACGAAGGUCCCUGCAGAUGUUAGAGAUGCUUUGCAGAGCAUCAAGGAUGAUCCGGUAGCAGUGCGAAAGUAUGGAAUUCACCUUGGAACCGAGAUGUGCAAGAAGAUCCUUGCUCACGGAAUCAAAGCAUUGCAUCUUUACACGCUAAACUCCGAGAAGACGGCGAUUGAGAUCUUGAAGAACCUUGGCCUGGUCGACGUGAGCAAAGUGGCCCGUCCUUUGCCUCCAAGCGCACAAUGCAAACAGGAAGAAGGGACUGCCACUGAAAAUUCAGGCGUUUUGGUCGUGGAGUUAAGCUCCGCAUAGCCAUUUUACCACUGAUUCAUUCAUUGAAGUGCGCCAAAAAGAUUUUGCUUUCGGGCGAUUCUAACAAGAAGCAUUUUACUCAAUAACAAUCUCUUGUCAAAAAAA